AGCCUUGGUGGAUGGACCAUUCUGGACGGAGCAGAAGCGGUUCGUAGUGCAGGCUCUUCGAAAAUUUGGCUUCGGGAGGAGAACAAUGUCUGACGUGAUGGAAAAAGAGGCGCUUCUGCUACUGACGAUUUUCCGCAAGGCCGUUGCCAAAGGGGGCGGUAGGUCAGCCGUUAUUCCGAUGAAGAACAUAUGCAUUGUCCCUGCGUUGAACGCAACUUGGUACAUCAUCGCUGGAAUCCGCCACGCUCCGGAGGACAAGGAGAUGAAGCACCUCCUAGAACUUCUUAAAGAGAUAGUGACUAGUUACAACGUCAUAGGAUCCAUCUUCAACCAGUUCCCCUUCCUCCGCUGGCUUGCCCCUGAGAAAUCUGGCUACAAGCGCUUCAUCGAUAUCCACCAUGAUUUUUGGAAAUUUUUUAGGGCCGAACUAGACAGACACAAGGCCACUUUCAAAGUUGGUGAACCACGAGACUUGAUCGACGUUUACUUAGAAGUGCUUUGCUCAGAAAAUUGUCCCGCCACUUUCUCAG
This is a messenger RNA of Bemisia tabaci, 530 nucleotides long. The record is from RefSeq and is a predicted model, not a curated record. NCBI's taxonomy places the organism in Eukaryota, Metazoa, Arthropoda, Insecta, Hemiptera, Aleyrodidae.